Molecule: messenger RNA, 3531 nt
Organism: Cydia fagiglandana
Lineage: Eukaryota; Metazoa; Arthropoda; Insecta; Lepidoptera; Tortricidae
Product: serine/threonine-protein kinase dyf-5
Exons: 11
Coding region: 633-2300 (555 amino acids)
Biological process (GO): protein phosphorylation; intraciliary transport; cilium assembly
Cellular component (GO): cytoplasm; cilium; nucleus
Molecular function (GO): ATP binding; protein serine/threonine kinase activity
Source: RefSeq, a predicted model, not a curated record
AAGUCGGUUGACCACGUGACCUCGCUAGCGCCUCCUAGUGACAUUGUAGGCGAAACCGUAUGUUGGUCGUUACCAUGGUUACGGAUUAUUAUGGAUGACACAAAUAAAGUCUCAAUAUUGUUCGUUGUGACGUGUCGAAAUUUGAUCAAAGUUUAUUUCGAGUGUCUUCCUUAUAAAACUAUUAAACUACCUUUUAAAGUAGUUAUAAUGGUCCAUUUUGUGUUGUUAGAAAUUACUAUAAACUAAAUUUUAAUAGAGGGAAAACCUAAAAUCGAAGUCGUCAGCUAUAUUUCUGUGAAGUUUAAGUUUUUUCGAUCAGUUUGUCUUAUUUAUUAUAGUUUUUACCUACAAUUAAUUGUGUGAAAUAGAAUACUAUGUCAAAAAGAUAAUAGGAAGAAUUUCAGAAGGCAGGAAUGCACGGUGGAUGAGGUUUGUGAAAAAUGAACCGGUACGUGGUGCUACAACAGCUGGGGGACGGCACGUACGGGAACGUCGCGCUCGCUCGGCGCCGGGACUCGGGCGAAUAUGUCGCUAUCAAGCGCAUGAAACGCAAGUACUACUCGUGGGAGGAGGCCAUGUCAUUGCGUGAGGUCAAGGUAUUGUGUUCUAUUUUAUUUGUAGGUUGGUAAAAAAUGAACCGGUACGUGGUGCUACAACAGCUGGGGGACGGCACGUACGGGAACGUCGCGCUCGCUCGGCGCCGGGACUCGGGGGAAUAUGUCGCUAUCAAGCGCAUGAAACGCAAGUACUACUCGUGGGAGGAGGCCAUGUCGUUGCGAGAGGUCAAGGCGCUCAAGAAGCUGUCACACGCCAACAUAGUGAAGCUUCGUGAAGUGAUUCGCGAAGACGACACGCUAUACUUCGUGUUCGAGCAUCUACGAGGCAACUUGUAUCAAUUGCUUCGCGAGCAGCCGCCCCGUGAGCCUGCGCUGCGAAAUGUCCUUCUACAGGUACUCCGUGGUCUAGCCCACAUGCACCGCCACGGCUUCUUCCAUCGCGACCUGAAGCCGGAGAACUUGCUCUGCAGCGGUCCGGAGCUGGUCAAGAUCGCAGACCUAGGGCUCGCGCGGGAGGUGCGCUCCCGUCCGCCGUAUACUCAGUACGUUUCUACGCGUUGGUACCGCGCGCCUGAGGUGCUGCUGCGAGACCCGGCGUACGGCGCCCCCGUGGAUCUGUGGGCCGUGGGUUGUAUAGCAGCAGAGCUGCAUACGGCACGCCCACUGUUCCCUGGAGCCUCUGAGAUCGACCAGUUGUAUAAAAUCGCGGGCGUCCUGGGCGCGCCGACGCGCGCGUCGUGGCCGGAGGGGCUGGCGCUGGCCGAGGCGCUCCGCUUCCGCUUCCCGGCCGCCGCGCCCGUGCCGCUGGCGCGCGCCGUGCCCGGCGCCGCGCCGCCCGCGCUCGCGCUGCUGGCCGCGCUGCUGCGCUACCCGCCCCGGGAGCGCCCCACGGCGCAGCAGGCGUUGCGGUUUCCAUAUUUCGCGGUAGGAACUGAACUCGGCGUGCCGCCGCCACUGUCUCGCGCAAGAAGGAGUAGCGUGCGCGUGGAGCUGGAGCCAUCGCCCGCCGCCGCCGCGCCCGCGCUGCCCGCGCUGGCGCCGCCAAGGGACCAUUUUGCCGACAUUUUGGGCAAUGAUGACUUUUCCUUUUUGGCUGCUCAUGACCUUCUGGACGUAAUCUUCUCCCUUGACGAGCUGAACGUACGCGCACCGGUCGAACCAACGCGCGUGCUGCUCCCAUGGGACGUCGUCCUCCUCCCAAUCCUUGAGUCCUCCGUCGCAGUAGAAGCACUUGGUCUUGUCGCUCUGGCCGGUGUAGUAGAAGCCGGCCUCGGCGAGCUCCUCGGGUUUCUGCUUCAUGCUCUUGGGCCAGUCUUUGAAGGUGCGGAGCCGGGCGGCCUUGUUGUUGUAGCGCGGGUGCGGUUGGGGUUUGGGGAGCACACUGGCGCCGGUGGCGGGCGGCGCGCACAUGCCGCACUCGUCCUGGCCUGUAGUCAUCUGGUGUUUGCUGUUGGGCACAGGCGCGGUGAGGUGGUGCACGAGUCGCGCCCCUCAGAGUCUCUCCGGCGCGCGGACACGGCGGCGGCGCGCGGGCGCAGCGUGCUGGCGCCGCUCCCCGCCGCCGCGCCGGCGCCCGGCGCGCGCGGCGCCGCCGCCGCCUACCUCGGCGCGGCGCGGUACGUCGCCGGCGCCAGGAUCGACACGUCGCUGUUCCAUCCGCUCGCUAUGCGCUCACACCACGAGACAGCGACGGUGGGCAGCGGCGCGCCGCGCGUGGACUGGGCCGCCAAGUACCUUCGCUGACCCCCGCCUCAACCCCCAACGGUCCCAACACCAACAUAUACUAUUUAACCUUAUGACCGCUAAAGACGUCAUCUUACGCGCGCAGUUACAGCCCAAUAUAAACCUUCGUGCCUUCCCAUAAGGAUCACGAUGGCACACGAUAGGCGGCAGUUUGCCCGCCAAAGACGUCUUAUCUUAUAGGUUUACAAUGGCGCGUUGUAAGUAUGUAUAUACCUAAUUGGCUCGGCGUUCUAUGGGUUAAAAACAUGUGCACACCGGCUGAGCGUACUUGGACGUGUACCUUGUAAUAUACGGAUCCUUAUAAGGGCUCCUCUACACGAUGGGCCAACGCCGGCCACUCCAAGGGUCGCAUUUAUGCGUUAGAGGGAGCAAGUGAUAUUGCUAUCUCAUUUCACCGCAUGGCUGCGUCCCUAAGAGAUGUCAUUCCGCUUGCGUGACGUGUGCGUGCAAGGCACCAAAAUUAGAAAUGGGACAUGGCCGGAAGAAGGAGAGAAGGAAAUAUUCGCUGCAGACGGAGAAGUCUCGGUAGCUCAGUUGGAGUGGGCGAACUUUGCUGGAGAGAGAAUACUCGGGGAUAUACUUUACCUUAGAAAGAUUGUGUAGACAAAAUUGAGUGAGUAGGUAGUGAUGUGAUGUAACGGUAUUAUAGCCACUUCAAUUUUUACCCUUAAAUACAUGGAGUAUUUCACUGAUACUAGUUCGUUUUUGUAGCAUCAUUACAAAGAAGGUAAGCGAUCUUGAAAUGUCUAUUAAUUGAAAAACGCUUAUUAAAAAUCAGUAGUAAUGCUUAUGAAAGCAGAAUAUAAAUGAUCGUAUUAUAUUCACAAAUUUCAUAAUUGUUACAUAUUUGCUGCGACUUAUGUAUACAUAAUUUGUAAGUAAUGUUUUUAUGUAUAAAAUAAUAAUGUGCAUUGUAAUAGAAAUAAUGUUCUAUUUUAUCAAUAAAAGUUUGAUUGAUUUAUUGAAAAUGUGUUUUUCAAUUGAAAGACACAGAUUGUUUACCUUUUUCCUACCGCUAAAAAAACCAACAUUUUGGAUGGAAAAGGAAACCAUGUAUUUUUUUAGUAACAUGUCUGUAGUGCACUAUUUUUUGUUUAAUGCAUUUUUUUUAACUGAAAGAAAUGAAUGCAUUUUAAGGGUUGAAAAAUAAUCACAUAUUUGGUGUGUAGUUCUAUAGGACUGAGACAUCAUCAAAUUAAGUAAAAUAAUUUAAUAAAAUAUUUGUUGAAAA